Molecule: messenger RNA, 1218 nt
Organism: Aureobasidium pullulans EXF-150
Lineage: Eukaryota; Fungi; Ascomycota; Dothideomycetes; Dothideales; Saccotheciaceae
Product: Choline/ethanolaminephosphotransferase
Exons: 4
Coding region: 1-1218 (405 amino acids)
Biological process (GO): phospholipid biosynthetic process
Cellular component (GO): membrane
Molecular function (GO): phosphotransferase activity, for other substituted phosphate groups
Source: RefSeq, a predicted model, not a curated record
AUGGUGUACAUUCGUCAAGACCGGCUUCCCAAGCUCAAGGAGUACAAGUACUCGGGCGUCGACCACAGCUUGCUGUCGCGCUAUGUGUUAAAGCCGUUCUACACGCACGUCGUCAUCAAUUGUUUUCCCAUGUCCAUGGCGCCGAAUCUCAUUACCCUGAGCGGUUUCAGUUUUGUCAUUAUGAAUCUGUUGACGAUGUUUUACUACACGCCCGGUAUGGACCAAGACUGCCCGUCUUGGGUGUACUACUCUUGGGCCAUCGGUCUUUUUACAUAUCAGACUUUUGAUGCCGUCGAUGGUAGUCAAGCACGAAGGACUAGACAAAGUGGUCCCCUCGGCGAACUUUUCGACCACGGUGUUGAUGCUCUGAACACAUCCCUGGAAGUCCUCAUCUUCUCAGCCGCCAUGAACCUAGGUCAGGGCUGGAAGACCGUCCUGAUUCUCUUUGCCUCCCUCCUGACAUUCUACGUGCAAACCUGGGACGAAUACCACACCCACACUCUGACCCUAGGAAUCGUCUCGGGCCCUGUCGAAGGCAUCGUCACCCUCUGCAUCGUCUACGCCUUCACCGGCUACGUUGGCGGCGGCAGCUUCUGGCACCAAUCCAUGUUUGCUUCCAUCGGCAUGCCUCGCUUUGCUUUCAUCCCCGCCAUCAUCUACGAUCUUCCCUGGACGGAUUGGUACAUGGUUUACGGCAGUGUUGUGCUGAUCUUCAACACCAUUCUGAGCGCCAUGAACGUCAUGGCUGCCCGUCGUCUUCGCAAGGAAAAUCCCAUCACUGCUCUUUACGGUCUGGCUCCUUUCUUCCUCACCUGGACUGUCAUCCCCAUCUACCUCUUCCUUCAACCCGUCAUUCUCCGCCAACACCUUGUACCUUUUGUCUUUUUCGUUGGUAUCGUCAACGCAUACUCGGUUGGCCAAAUGAUCGUCACUCACCUGACCAAGUCGCGUUUCCCUAUGACCAACGUGUUGGUGCUGCCUCUGGCUUUCGGCGUAAUCGACAGUCUUGGUCCUUUCCUGCACGACCAUAUCGGUGUCGGAUGGCCCAGCGCUCUGGGUGAUGGACAAUAUCAGAUCGCCUUCAUGUUCUCUUGCUUGGGUCUGGCUAUCGGUGUUUACGGCAGUUUCGUCGUUGAUGUCAUUGUCACCAUCUGCGAUUACCUGGACAUCUGGUGCUUGACUAUUAAGCACCCUUAUGUCGAGAAGAAGGAGCUUUGA